Aureobasidium musti is the source of this 1638-nucleotide messenger RNA. The record is from the annotation of a GenBank genome assembly. Lineage: Eukaryota; Fungi; Ascomycota; Dothideomycetes; Dothideales; Saccotheciaceae.
AUGACACGCAUCAGCACGCGCACACAGCCCCAGUUAUCCGAAUCCUGGGCAGACAUGGACGAUUCUCAAACAGAGGACGAAGAAUUCAAGCCACGUCUUCGUGAAGCCUACUACAAUUCUCACAAAUCUGCUACUUUGUCGGCUCCACGAAGCCCAGCCGACUCUCGCGAAAAUCCAUCGCAGAAUCACCCUUCUCCCACUCGUCGCAAACGGAAUGCUUCCCAGAUAAGCCAAUCAACCGAGUUCGUCAUGCCUACGCCUGAAUCCAGUGGUUAUCUUGAGACUCCUCCGACCAGAGCUACGAGACAGUCUCCAAGACCUGCCGUGAGAGCAUCCGCCAUUCGCAAAUCUGUGCCUGUCAAGCGUGCUGCUCCAGUCGUUCAACCAUCAAGGCGCAAGCCCAUCAAGUCCACUGCUCAGGAUGCUUCACCAGACUAUGUUCAGUACGCCUGGUCAAAUCUUGUGCUUCCUUUGCUCAGAUAUGUCUUGUCUGUCUUCUCUAUUGCUGCACAUGCUCUCAAACCACUUCUUGGUUAUACUUUGAUCGUACUUCUCAUGGCAGUUGGUAUGGGUAUCGCCAAGACUAUGGUGGUACACAGCGUCACUAAUGCUCUAUCACCACUGUGCAACAUCCCAGGAGCUGGCUACUUCAACCUGCCCUUCUGCGACAUCGGCCAUUAUGAUGGCCACAGAGGUCCUGUCGAGUUUGACAAGCUGGUCAUCACUCAGUCGAACUUCGAGGAUAUCCUAGAAGCUUCUGUUCAUCAAGCUGCUCUGCCCCUGGCUAUGAAGAACUCUGAAUUGUCUAUUCGUGAUCUCCGUACAGUGGUCAAGCACUCCAGCUUGGGCUCGCGCAAUGAGCUCGUCAAUGAGUUCGAUGGCUUCAUCGAGACAGCUCGUCAAGCUAGCGAUGGUCUGUCGCAAUUCAAUUCGAGAAUCUCAAGAGCGCUGGAUGGUAUACUUUCUGCCAACCGCUGGACUAUGAAAGUGCUUCAGGGCAUUGAGGCCACGCCAGACUCUGAGGGUAUCAUUCCUCGAUUCUUCGCGCAGUACUUUCCGGCAUUCUCUUUGACCAUACCUCAACACUCUCCAGAAGAUGUGAUCUACGACCAGUACAUUCGCCACACCUCUGAGGUCGAAGAGCAGAUUCAGGUCUGCAUCCUGGAAGCCAACACCCUUCUCGAGGUCCUCGAGAACCUUGACGAUCGCCUCCAUCAAAUUCAAGACAUCGCCCAUCGUGAAGACCUCAAAGUCGGCGAUGCCAAAGCUGAGCUACUGGCCCUUCUAUGGACAAAACUUGGCGGUAACAGAGGUCCGCUGGCCAAACAAGAGCAGCAACUCGCAACCUUAAACGACGUUAGCAGAUACCGCAAGACCGCUAUGCAGCACGUCAUCUCAACACUUGUCAAACUCAAGGAUAUCGAGAACAAUCUGAGUCAACUGAGAGACGAUGUUGCUGCGCCCACUAUAGUGGAUAGAAGGAGGAUGCCAUUGGAAAUGCAUAUCGAUUUGAUCAGCUCUGCUGUUGAUCGAUUGCAGACAGUCAGAGAUGAGGGGCGCAAGGAGAAGGAGAAGAUGCUGCAGGGCACUCUUCACCAGAUCAACGAGCAUUCUGCUGACAAGAGAAUUGCGCAGUAA